GCGUCCCUUUUCGUCCGGAGGCCGGGUUGCUUCUCUCCUGCUCCGGGCGGUCAGUGAAAGCGGUUCCGUGCGAGCGGUUACCGUAACAGUUGGAGAAGAGCAGCAGUAGCCAUGUACAAGAUAUCUACGAACCCUAAGGCUUCUGAAAAUAAAUAAUUGUUCAGGACCUUACUAUGGCAAACAAGCUUUAUAUAAGUUUUCUUCACUUACUUUCCACAUUCUUGUUUUGUCAUGCUUCCUACCCUAGCUUGGAACCCACAGUUUCACAAACUACAGAGAAACUCAUUCCCGAGAAGGCAGCUAGUAUCAAUAUUAGCGUAGCUUUAUGUAGGCAGAGACAUCAUCUUCAGGAGCUCUUCUCUCGUUAUGGGGAGAACAAUACAUUGAAUAUUGAAGGGUUUAAAAAAUUGCUACACAAUAUAGGCAUUGAGAAAGUGAAAAGAAUUUCUCUAGAUCACAAUCAUUACCACCAUCAUCACAAUCAUGCUACGCUCAGGACAAACUCUGACAAAACCUAUUGUCCUAGUGAUGAAUCUGGUAGUGGCAACAAAGAUUUUUUGAAUAAUCCAGCAAAAGAUGUGCCUGGAACAGAGAAUAUGGAGCACCAUCAGCAAGAAUCCAUGAAUAACAAGAGCACAACAGUUGCUAUAACAACAUCUACCUACACCACGGCUACAGAGGACAACUCUCUGCUACAACACUCAGAAACUGCAGAAUUGUCAGCACGCAUAGGCUUUGCCAGCCCCAAUCCCAACAUUGUUCUAGGAAGCAGCAGCAAUUGCUUUAAUGCAUCAGAAAUGAUGCUUUUCCAUGGAAUAAAUACUCAGGUCUCUUUGACAGCCACAGAAUUUAGCUAUCUUUGUCCAGCCAUAAUUAGCCAGAUUGAUGGUAGAAACUGUAUAAUUCAUGCAACAAGCGAAAAGGCUGAAACAGCUCCAAAAACAUAUUCAUUGCAAGUAGCUUGGAUUGGUGGCUUUAUAUCCAUUUCCAUUAUCAGUUUUCUUUCAUUAUUGGGUGUUAUACUGGUGCCACUGAUGAAUCGUGUAUUUUUCAAGUUCCUCUUAAGUUUCCUCGUGGCAUUAGCAGUUGGAACGCUAAGCGGAGAUGCUCUUUUACAUCUCCUUCCACAUUCUCAUGGAAAUCACCAUCAUCAUCAUGAAAAAUCUUUAAUGGAACACAGUAAAGAUCUCCCUUUUAAGCAUCUAGUUUUCCAAAGUUCAGAAGAAAGUGCUUAUUUGGAUUCUACAUGGAAAGGUCUCACAGCCCUUGGAGGACUAUAUUUUAUGUUUCUUGUUGAGCACUUGAUCACAUUAAUUAAACAGUUUAAGGAUAAGAAAAAAAAGAAAAAAAAUGAUGAUGAUGAAUUAGAAAUCAAGAAACAGCUGUCUAAAUAUGACUCUCAGCUUUCAGCAAAUGAAGACAAAAUAGAUGCAGAUGAUAGUAAGUUUCAGUAAACUUCGUUUAAAUAUCUUAUAAAGUCUUUGCGA
This is a messenger RNA of Python bivittatus (Burmese python), 1487 nucleotides long. The record is from RefSeq and is a predicted model, not a curated record. NCBI's taxonomy places the organism in Eukaryota, Metazoa, Chordata, Lepidosauria, Squamata, Pythonidae.